AUGCUGCCCUUGCUAGCCACCUUGGCACUGGCACUGGCCAUGAUCAGCCGUGCUCCCAUGCAGGCGUCGGCGCUAGCUGCUGGUGAAGCAAACAAUAUCACUUCUCUGAUGGGAACAUGGAGCACAGGCACUGCAAAGGUCUCCACUGGCAUUGACUUCUACAAUCCCGUGAACACCUCUUUCACCAUCCCUGCGACUGCCGGUCAAUCCUACAGCUUCACAGACGAUGGAUACUGGGAGGAGGCACUGUACAUCUACACUGCCAACCCUGCCAAGCCAUCCUGCGUGUCCGCCAGUCUCUUCUGGCAACACGGCACUUGGCAACUCAAUGGCAACAACUCUCUCACCCUAACGCCCUUCAAUGGUGACGGUCGUCAAUUGACCGAGGACCGUUGCAGCUCAACUUCAACUACAUCUGCUUACUACUACCAGCCAGAGUACAUGCUCGGAUUCGACAUUACCCUCGAUACCCACUUUGGGCGACCAGAGUACAGACUGCAACUCUAUGCUUUCGAUGGUGCCCUCAAGCCAGUGAUGUGGCAGACGUACAACCCACCGCAGAUGCUGCCGACGGAGCUCCUUGUAGAGACAAUCUAUGGAACGACGUCGUAG
Microstroma glucosiphilum is the source of this 612-nucleotide messenger RNA. RefSeq lists its product as hypothetical. The record is from RefSeq and is a predicted model, not a curated record. The transcript has a single exon. Gene Ontology annotation, biological process: 'de novo' protein folding. NCBI's taxonomy places the organism in Eukaryota, Fungi, Basidiomycota, Exobasidiomycetes, Microstromatales, Microstromataceae. The coding region runs from base 1 to 612 and encodes 203 amino acids. Gene Ontology annotation, cellular component: endoplasmic reticulum membrane; endoplasmic reticulum.